This is a messenger RNA of Archocentrus centrarchus (flier cichlid), 4192 nucleotides long. It is a transcript of the gene dhx9, whose product is annotated as DEAH (Asp-Glu-Ala-His) box helicase 9. The transcript is spliced from 28 exons. The coding region runs from base 181 to 4002 and encodes 1273 amino acids. Gene Ontology annotation, cellular component: nucleolus; intracellular anatomical structure; ribonucleoprotein complex. Gene Ontology annotation, biological process: regulation of mRNA processing; positive regulation of transcription by RNA polymerase II. The record is from RefSeq and is a predicted model, not a curated record. Gene Ontology annotation, molecular function: 3'-5' DNA/RNA helicase activity; RNA helicase activity; double-stranded RNA binding. NCBI's taxonomy places the organism in Eukaryota, Metazoa, Chordata, Actinopteri, Cichliformes, Cichlidae.
GAGGAGGCGCUGAAGAAGCGAGCGGCAGGUUUUCAACCGAUAGUGAAUCGACGCCCAAGGAAGCUAACGCUGCUGGAUCACCGGCGCCGUGCUGCUGAAGGCUGCAGCUGCUUCUUGUUAUUCUGACCCGACGAGUAACGGGUCCACAGAAGAGGAAGGCCCCGCUCCUGUCGGUCCACCAUGGCAGACGUCAAGAACUUCCUGUACGCCUGGUGUGGGAAGAAGAAGCUGACUCCGAACUAUGACAUCCGAGCAGCGGGUAACAAAAACAGGCAGAAGUUCAUGUGUGAGGUCCGAGUCGAUGGCUUUAACUACAUUGGGAUGGGAAACUCCACCAACAAAAAGGAUGCUCAGACCAAUGCUGCCCGGGAUUUUGUCAACUAUCUGGUCCGAAUCGGGGAGAUGAAUGCAGCAGAGGUCCCGGCUCUUGGGGUGAGCGUUCCUGACGCAGAUCAACCUGAUUCAGGAGGAGGAGGCGACAGCUUUGGAAACCUCCCUUCUAGCGGCCCUUUACCGCCUCACCUUGUAGUGAAAGCUGAGCAAGAGGGCGGCAGCACGAGUGGACCGGUUCCAGGAGUGACCGGACUGGGUUAUGCAGGAGGAGGAAGCUCAGGUUGGGGAAGAGGAGGAGGUGACGGAGGAGCUCAGUGGGACAGAGGGGCCAACCUGAAGGAGUAUUAUGCCAAGAGAGAUGAACAGGAAGCACAGGCGACUCUGGAGUCAGAGGAGGUGGAUCUGAAUGCUAACCUUCACGGUAACUGGACCCUGGAGAACGCCAAGGCUCGUCUGAACCAGUUCUUCCAGAAGGAGAAAACCAGUGCUGAGUAUAAAUACAGCCAAGUGGGACCGGACCACAACAGGAGCUUCAUAGCAGAGAUGCAGCUUUUUGUGAAGCAGCUCGGCAGAAGGAUCACGGCUCGAGAGCACGGCUCCAACAAGAAGCUGGCGGCUCAGUCGUGCGCUCUGUCUCUGGUCCGACAGCUGUAUCACCUGGGAGUUAUCGAGGCGUACUCCGGGGUCACCAAGAAGAAGGAAGGAGAAACUUUGGAGGCGUUUGAGGUCAACGUGUCUUCAGACCUUCGGCAGCAGUUGGCCACUGUGGUCCAGGAGCUUGGAGUCAACGUCCCCCCACCGCCUUCGGACCCCAGCAGCCCAGUGUCUCUGGCUCAGGGGAAGCUAGCACAGUUCGAGCCGUCGCAGCGUCAGACCGGAGCCGGAGUCGUUCCCUGGUCGCCGCCUCAGGUCAACUGGAACCCCUGGACCAGCAGCAACAUUGAUGAGGGGCCACUGGCCUACUGCACUCCGGAGCAGAUCAGUGGUGACUUGCACAGCGAGCUGACUUACCAGCUGGAGCAUGACGAAAACCUGCAGAAGAUCCUGAUGGACCGCGAGCAGUUGCCUGUCAAACAGUUUGAGGAUGAGAUCAUGGCGGCCAUCGAGAGAAACCCUGUGGUGAUCAUCCGAGGAGCGACGGGCUGCGGUAAAACCACUCAAGUUCCUCAGUACAUCCUGGAUCGCUUCAUCAAGGGGGGCCGCGCAUCCGACUGCAACAUCGUGGUUACCCAGCCCAGGCGCAUCAGCGCUGUGUCUGUGGCUGAGAGAGUCGCCUUCGAGAGAGCAGAGGAUCUUGGGAAAAGCUGCGGCUACAGCGUCCGAUUUGAGUCUGUCCUCCCUCGACCCCAUGCCAGCGUCCUCUUCUGCACUGUCGGUGUUCUGCUGCGGAAGCUCGAAGCAGGAAUCCGUGGUAUCAGCCACGUCAUCGUUGAUGAGAUCCACGAGCGAGACAUCAACACGGACUUCCUCAUGGUGGUCCUCAGAGACGUGGUCCAGGCCUACCCCCACGUCCGCGUCAUUCUCAUGUCGGCCACCAUUGACACCACCAUGUUCAGAGAGUACUUCUUCAACUGCCCUGUCAUCGAGGUGUUCGGACGCACCUUCCCCGUCCAAGAGUAUUUCCUGGAGGACUGCAUCCAGAUGACCAAGUUUGUCCCUCCACCAAUGGACCGGAAGAAGAAGGACAAAGAUGAGGAGGGAGGAGACGACGACACUAACUGUAAUGUGAUCUGUGGGCCGGAGUACACGCCGGAGACGAAGCAUUCGAUGGCUCAGAUCAACGAGAAGGAAACAUCCUUCGAGCUGGUGGAGGCGCUCCUGAAGUACAUCGAGACGCUGCAGGUGGCCGGUGCCGUGCUCGUCUUCCUGCCCGGCUGGAACCUCAUUUACUCCAUGCAGAAACACCUGGAGUGCAACCCACACUUUGGAAGCGGCCGGUACCGAAUCCUGCCGCUUCACUCUCAGAUACCUCGGGAGGAGCAGAGGAGGGUGUUUGAUCCAGUUCCUGAUGACAUCAGAAAGGUGAUUCUCUCCACCAACAUCGCAGAGACGAGCAUCACCAUCAAUGACGUCGUCUACGUCAUCGACUCCUGCAAGCAGAAAGUGAAGCUCUUCACCUCCCACAACAAUAUGACCAACUAUGCCACCGUCUGGGCCUCCAAGACCAACCUAGAGCAGAGGAAAGGUCGAGCCGGCAGAGUCCGGCCGGGGUUCUGCUUCCACCUCUGCAGCCGUGCUCGUUUCGAGAGGUUGGAGACUCACAUGACUCCAGAGAUUUUCAGGACUCCACUGCAUGAAGUUGCCCUGAGCAUCAAACUGCUGAGACUCGGAGGCAUCGGGCACUUCCUGUCCAAGGCCAUCGAGCCGCCGCCGCUGGAUGCCGUCAUCGAGGCUGAACACACUCUGAAAGAGCUGGACGCUCUGGACUGCAACGAUGAGCUGACUCCUCUGGGGCGGAUUCUGGCUCGACUGCCCAUCGAGCCUCGGCUGGGGAAGAUGAUGAUCAUGGGCUGCAUCUUCCACGUCGGCGAUGCGAUGUGCACCAUCUCGGCGGCCUCGUGUUUCCCGGAGCCGUUCAUCAGUGAGGGAAAACGUCUCGGGUUCGUGCACAGAAACUUUGCUGGCAGUCGCUUCUCGGAUCACGUGGCGCUGCUGUCUGUGUUCCAGGCCUGGGACGAUGUCAGGAUUAACGGGGAGGAGGCGGAGAGUCGCUUCUGUGAGCACAAACGUCUCAACAUGUCGACUCUGAGGAUGACCUGGGAGGCCAAAGUUCAGCUGAAGGAGAUCCUGGUGAACUCUGGGUUCCCCGAAGAGUGUCUCAUGACGCAGAUGUUCAACACGGUGGGACCGGACAACAACCUGGACGUGGUGGUUUCUCUGCUCACCUUCGGCUCGUACCCCAACGUCUGCUACCACAAAGAGAAGAGGAAGAUCCUGACCACCGAAGGCCGCAACGCCCUCAUCCACAAGUCCUCCGUCAACUGUCCCUUCAGCAGUCACGACAUGAUCUACCCAUCGCCGUUCUUCGUCUUCAGUGAGAAGAUCCGAACCAGAGCAAUCUCGGCCAAAGGGAUGACUCUGGUCAGUCCUCUGCAGCUGUUGCUGUUUGCCUGCAAGAAGAUCACCUCCAACGGGGAGAUCGUGGAGCUUGACGAUUGGAUCAAACUGAAGGUUCCUCACGAGGUGGCGGGGGGCAUCCUGGCUCUGCGGGCCGCUCUGGAGGCCGUGGUGGUGGAGGUGACCAAAGACCCGGAGUACAUCAGACAGAUGGACCAAACCAAUGAGCGGCUCCUCAACAUCAUCAGACACGUCUCCAAACCGUCAGCGGCCGGGCUCAACAUGAUGGCCAACAACCAGAGGAUGGGUGACGGUCCACGACCUCCAAAGAUGCCUCGUUUUGAUGGAGGAGGAGGAGGAAGCAGCUACAGGGGAGGAUACGGAGGAGGGGGAUACAGUGGAGGAUAUGGAGGAGGGGGGGGGGGUUAUAGAGGAGGAUAUGGAGGAGGAGGGGGAUACAGAGGAGGUGGAUCAGGAUACAGGGGUGGUGGAGGAGGUGGUUACAGGGGUGGUGGAGGAGGUGGUUACAGGGGAGGUGGAGGAUACGGAGGAGGCGGUUAUAGAGGGGGAGGUGGUUACGGGGGAGGUGGAGGAUACAGAGGAGGAUAUUAGAAAUGAUAAAAAGGAGGAAACUUGUGCGUUUGUCUAUUUCUUCUUUAGUUAUUGUUGUAGAAAAUGUAAUCAGAGCCGUGAUGAUGAGCAGGUGGAAGAUUAAUGUGACCCUCUGCAGCUGAAACACUGAUCAGGAAUCUGCUGACGUUUGUUUUAUUGAUGACUGAUAACCAAUAAACCUUUGAUAUUC